ACGUCUGGUGUGUGUUUGUUUAAAAAAACUGUCCAAAUGUGAUGUAUAUGGAAUCUGGGUCAGCUGUAGCUGGUUAGUGCACUUCUGCAUGUGAGAGUAAAACACUGCAGUUUCAAAGAGGCAUUGCUUUCUUUUUUUUUUCUGGAAUAAAACAUACUGGAACUUUCCCCCCCCCCCCCCGCUAUUAUUUUUAAAUGAUUUAAAUAGCUCAGUCAUCGCAUGGAGAAACCCAAUUCCUCAGUACAGCUUGGAUCUAACAGAGAAAGACAAAAGCAGUUUUCAACUCCAACUGCAGAUUAACAAUCCACAACAUCGGGUAACACAGAGACAACGCAACUUGGCCUCUGGAUUCUCCAUCUACCACAGAAGCAAAACAGCUGCAAGAUUCCCCCCACCCCCCCUUGUCUUCUGAAGGUCAUCAUACCUGCUUCAGAAUGAAGAUACUUAAAUGGACUUUGGGUGUGUUGUUGUUCCUACUCCUGUCUAUUGGGCGCUGUACCGAACAAUCAACGCUCAAUAAGACAUCCCAACGGAGGCAUCCUCGUUCAGCAGACAGUGGAGAGGAAGGAAAGAAAUGUGGUUACACCUUCCUGGUCCCUGAACAAAAGAUCACAGGGCCAAUUUGUGUGAAUACUAACGAACCAGGUACUGGUAACAGAAAAGAUGAAGUCACAAGAAUGGACAUAGAGAACUUGAAGGAUGUGCUGUCCAAGCAAAAGCGGGAGAUUGACAUCUUGCAGUUGGUGGUGGAUGUGGAUGGAAACAUCGUGAAUGAAGUCAAGUUACUGAGGAAGGAAAGCCGUAAUAUGAACUCUCGGGUCACUCAACUCUAUAUGCAACUCUUGCAUGAGAUAAUUCGAAAGCGUGAUAACUCUCUUGAACUUUCCCAACUGGAAAACAAAGUCCUUAAUGUUACAACAGAAAUGUUGAAGAUGGCAACAAAAUACAAGGAGCUUGAAGUCAAAUAUGCAGCACUGACUGAUCUUGUAAAUAAUCAGUCUGUGAUUAUCUCCCUCCUGGAAGAGCAGUGCUUGAGAAUCUUCUCACGGCAGGACACCCAUGGGUCUCCACCGCUUGUCCAGGUGGUGCCCCAGCACAUUCCCAACAGUCAGCCAUAUACCCCUGUUCUUCUGGGAGGUAAUGAGAUACAGCGAGACCCGGGUUACCCUCGAGACAGAGAAGUAAGACCACCACCUGAUCCAGCUACUUCGCCUACAAAGAGUCCUUUCAGAGUACCACCGCUGGCUUUAAUUAACGAAGGUCCAUUCAAAGACUGCCAACAAGCCAAAGAAGCUGGGUAUUCCAACAGCGGGAUUUAUAUGAUUAAGCCUGAAAACAGUAAUGAACCGAUGCAGCUAUGGUGUGAGAACAGCUUGGACCCUGGAGGAUGGGCAGUUAUUCAGAAGAGGACAGAUGGCUCUGUCAACUUUUUCAGGAACUGGGACAGUUACAAGAAAGGAUUUGGAAACAUUGAUGGAGAAUACUGGCUGGGACUAGAAAACAUUUACAUGCUUACCAAUCAGGAUAACUACAGACUACUGAUUGAAUUAGAGGACUGGAGCAAUAAGAAGGUCUAUGCAGAAUACAGCAGUUUCCGCUUGGAGCCCGAAAAUGAGUUCUACAGGCUACGCUUAGGAACAUACCAAGGAAACGCAGGCGAUUCCAUGAUAUGGCACAACGGAAAGCAGUUUACAACACUGGACAGAGACAGGGAUAUGUAUUCAGGAAACUGCGCUCAUUUCCACAAAGGCGGCUGGUGGUACAACGCGUGCGCACAUUCGAAUCUCAAUGGCGUCUGGUACAGAGGCGGCCACUACAGGAGCAAGUAUCAGGAUGGGAUAUUUUGGGCUGAGUACCGGGGAGGUUCCUACUCCUUGAAAGCAGUUCAGAUGAUGAUCAGACCUAUAGACUGAGGAGGAAAAUCCCACAGUGCUCAAGCAAUCAAGUAUAAACUUCUCAGCGCUUGAGUUCCAGAAAAAUAAAAUAUUACUUUAAAAUCAUUAUUUUGCACAAUCUGCCCCUGCAAAAUGCAGGCCUAUGAUUUUCCUGUCUUUUUCCCAAGUUGUGUUCCCCAUCCUACCUCCCCUUUUUUCCCCCCACAGAAACUUUUUCUACUGUAAACGACAGUGUUUUUUUUAAACAUACAUUCACAAAAGCAAAUGUUCAAAUUUGCAAAGCAUAUUUAUCUUUUUUCAAGUCCAACAUACUUUAUGCAAACAGUCAUUAAGGCUGGUAAAAAAAAAAAAAAAUCCAGAAAAAUGACAAGAUAUAAGCUUUUUCAGUUAAAAAGCUUAUGCUUUUUCAGGUCAGCUCAACCCUUAAAUGUAAAUAUGUGAAAUGACAUUGUCUUGCUUUAAUGUGAAAAUCGAUUAGUUAUUUAACAAUUUAUUUAAAAACGUUGGUAUUACUUUCAAUGAAAAUCUGACUUCACAUUACUGUUUAAGAUUUACUCCAGGAAGCUACCCAAAAAAUUGAAGGCAUUCUAGCUUUCCAGCUAAGGGAGGUUUUUCAACCAAUAAUUAUUUCAAAAUGAAGUGGUUAAUUAAACAUAAAAUAUAAAAUUUCUUAAUGGUGUAGAAAAUUCCUUAAGACCUGCAUAUCCUACCUUCUGUAGAAUACCUACACAGUGUUCCUCGUGUAAGAAAAAGAAAUGAAUUGCAUGAAGCGGUUGAUAAACUCAAGACAACCAAACUGAUUUUUUAAUUUUUUUUUUUUUUUUUUUUUUUUAAACUUUCCCCUUUCAAACAUCCUACUUAAACAAAAACAUCUCUUGAUACUUUGAACUUAGAUGGCAAAAUGAAAAGUGCUGAUAAUACAAUCAUGGCUUGACACUUGGAGACCCCUCUCCUGCUCCAGUUAGGAGUGAUGAGGUCUGAACAGAUGUCCACAUGCAGUGGUUUACAGGACCACAUCUCUGCAUAUUAACAGAAGUUUUCCUCCAACACAGCUUUCUGCUGACAUAGAUUAGGAAUUAGCUCCGAGUGUAUUCUCCCUGCCACCCCCAAACUUGGGCUGCUCUUACAACAUAUUUCCUCUUCCCCUCUGUAGGUACUACUAUGAUAUUCUCUAUUAAUUUUUUUUUUUUUUGCCUUCUGGGUAUCUAUUUCCACUGGGAUUAAUAUGUAAUUUUCCCAACUUUGAAGAAAUGCCAUAAAAGAUACUUAAAAAAAUCUGAAACAAAAUGUUCACUUUAGGUACUAGAAUCUAUACAAUCAGAAGGAAGAUUUUAGUCUCAAAAUGAUUCAAUAACCGGAAUUAGCUAUACAGUUUAUCUAAUUUAAUCUGAUACCACACAAAAUUAAUAUGUUCUGAAUUGUAACCAAUGCAUUUGUUUGGUACUUCAUGUAUUCCUUCAGAAUCUUAAAUAACUUUUUCCCUGUUUAACCUAAGAAACGCUAAUAGAAGAAUCUAAUAUUGUCGUUAUGUUUAAAUUAAUCAAUACCUAAUGUUGUUGUCUGAAUUGAUUGAUACCAGCAGCUAGGAAAAACAUUGUUUGCAAUUCAAAGGAGAGAAAAUAACAUUUUGGUUUCAAAACACAUUCUCUAGAUAAAGCUUCACUGAUCAUUAUAUGGCUGAAAGGGUUGUAGUUAGACUUUUGGUCAAAGCUAACGCGUCUCUGUGUUUCAUCAAUAUUUAAGUGAGGGCAGGGGAAGGGGAAAAAAAGACGAUCAGUCCCAACAUAUUUCGUUCCCAAAUCACAAGAAUUUCAACUGGCACAAACAUUUAAGAUUACAAUCCUGAUACUGGUCUUCACAUAAGGAGUAUGUUUGUUACAAAUGCUGUACAGUGUUCUAUAAAAUUCUUUUUAAUCGCAAAUGCUUGAAAUUCAGACCAUCUGUAGUCUCUUCUUUUUUCUAUGAUAGCUGGUUAGAAAAGCAGUUCAGGUAAAUUUAAAAACUGAAAAUGCCCUUUGAAAUGAAAUGGUCUUUAACGAACACUUUUGUCAGGUCUAGUUGCUUCAACCUACAGAUUGGGUCUCCUUGGAAGACAUCUUACUCUACCACAAGAAUCUAUUGCCUGCUACAAAAAUACUGUUUGUUUAUUCAGAACAGUCAGUGAAAGGUGUAUUUUACAGCCACCCCCUCAAGUGAAAUUAGCUGGCAAUCAGCCCUUAAAUUUAAUCUUAUAUAUUAGAAGCCUGAAAUAGUCUCCCUUGAUUUAAAGCUACAGAAUGAAGUUAACUAAAAAUGACUAUAAACAUACCUAGAAAAUUCCGACUGCACAAAUGCCGUGCUCUUAGAAGAAAGAAUUCACAUUAAGUUGCCAGUUUGUGAUUAUAAGAAGGGACAGUGUGACACCUCUUCCUCAGGUUGGUUCGCACUGCAUAAUACUUUACACUACUUUCAGAUACCUGCAAUUCUAUCAGUUCUUAAUGUUUGGUUCAAAUCUUCUAAAGCAGGGUAAGCAACUCAGAAAACUUCAUAUUUUAUUUCACAUUUUUCUGAAACGCUUUUCAGAAGAGGCUGUAGCAUCCCUGAAGUUUUUUGCACUGGACAUUCAGAAGCCAUCUGUCACUGCAGGACAGAGCUUUCACCAUUUGUGUAUUCUCAGUCCAAAUAUAACUAAAUAGACCUUGAAAAAGUUUAACCUGUACUAAAGCCUGAAACAGUUUGCAAAAAUAUCUCCAAAGUCUAUUUGCAAGCAUUAUCACUGAGCUGAAUAUUCAGCAGAUGGAUACUUUAAUAACCUACCUGUUUUUUUCCAUUUCUGGAUAUAGUUCCUGAAAGACAACUGUAAGGAAAUAUUUCACAGGGUAGUACUGCUUAGUUAAAUAAAAAACUUACUUCAA
Messenger RNA from Anas platyrhynchos (mallard), 4789 nucleotides. RefSeq names its product angiopoietin like 1 (gene ANGPTL1). Gene Ontology annotation, biological process: blood coagulation. The record is from RefSeq and is a predicted model, not a curated record. NCBI's taxonomy places the organism in Eukaryota, Metazoa, Chordata, Aves, Anseriformes, Anatidae.